This is a messenger RNA of Diuraphis noxia (Russian wheat aphid), 783 nucleotides long. Its product is annotated as PHD finger protein 7-like. The record is from RefSeq and is a predicted model, not a curated record. Lineage: Eukaryota; Metazoa; Arthropoda; Insecta; Hemiptera; Aphididae.
AUGGCGCCGACUACUAGGAGAGGCACUAAACUGGCAUACAAUAAGAAAGUAGAGCUUAUAGAUGGCGAAAAAGCAUGUAUGCUAUGUGGUCACAAGGAAACCUCUGAAAUAUUAUACGGCAAACUAUAUCAGCUGAAUGAUGUUAUCGUUCAUAAUUUUUGUUUGGUACUAUCACCAAGGGCCUUUAAAAAUGGUACAGACGAAGAGGGUAUUCAUGGAUUUUUAUCAAACGAUAUUAAAGAUGAACUAACCCGAGGAUCUAGAGAAACUUGUGUUUACUGCAAAAAAAAAGGUGCAACCAUAUCAUGUUUUGAUGUGAAUUGUCAAAAAGUGUUUCAUCUUCCUUGUGGAUUGAGCAAAGGAUCUAUGCAUCAAUAUUUUGGGACAUUUAAAUCGUUUUGCAAACAGCAUCGUAUCCUGCCAGUUAUACCUGCUCUAGCUACUAUAGAAUGUCGUAUAUGUAAUGAUUCUAUUAUACAAUCUACUUUGUCAAAUUCCAUUUGGGCACCGUGUUGCAAACCUAAUAAUUGCUUUCACCGAGAAUGUGUUCAAGAUCUGGUAUUACGAAAAGGCUACUUCAUAGAAUGCCCAAUAUGCAAAAAUAUUGAAAUAUUCAAAUACAGUAUCCUCACUCUUGGAAUAUACAUACCAUCAAGGUACUCGACUUUAAGAAGAGGAAUUGUACCGAACGGUAUUGAAGAGCUCGUAAAUAGGAAAAUUAAAUGUAAUGCUGAAAACUGUUUAUGUCCUUAUAGCAAUGGAGAGAAGUAUCAAGAUGAAUAG